This is a messenger RNA of Colletotrichum abscissum, 579 nucleotides long. RefSeq lists its product as uncharacterized. The record is from RefSeq and is a predicted model, not a curated record. NCBI's taxonomy places the organism in Eukaryota, Fungi, Ascomycota, Sordariomycetes, Glomerellales, Glomerellaceae. The coding region runs from base 1 to 579 and encodes 192 amino acids. The transcript has a single exon.
AUGCGACGGGGCGUGGCCCUUGGUGUGGCUCUCGAGCCCCCUUGGACGUCAACCUCAAUGUCUGCUGAUGCCCAGCAACUUGAUGCUGGAAGCACCAAGGCACUGCAGAAGAAUAAGCUGCUUCGGCCAAGGUUUUUCAGGGUCCCACAAAGCCCACGUUUUCGAACUCUUUACCAUCUGCGAUGCACUGCGAUGCAGGAAGAAGCCCCGAGUACCACAAUCCCGGCCUCCCGGCCGAAACGAUGUUUCUCUAUUGUCAUGACUUGGGAAAACUCUCAUGGCCGAGCCGCUACAGACUCGAUAAGCCCAGAUUGGGUUUCUUCCUCAAUUGGCCUGGCUCCGACAAUUCUUCCUUUUGGACCGAUGGAAGAUGGAAGAUGGAAGAACAAUGGACAGAGAUGUGAACGGCCCAGCCUUCUGCAGCCGACGUCUCAUCUCUGGUUCCUGCUGGUCAAGCAAAACCGUUUUCUCACUCACAUCCUGGUGCGUUCCCGCGCUUGGCCAAGAGUUCUCGGACGCCUGCAGAAGCCUGCCUGGCCCAUGCCAUGCCGCCCCCAUCCCCUCCCCUUCCUUUCAUGA